This is a messenger RNA of Octopus bimaculoides (California two-spot octopus), 2338 nucleotides long. RefSeq lists its product as uncharacterized. Gene Ontology annotation, molecular function: protein binding. The record is from RefSeq and is a predicted model, not a curated record. NCBI's taxonomy places the organism in Eukaryota, Metazoa, Mollusca, Cephalopoda, Octopoda, Octopodidae.
AGGAGUAAAGCCAUAAUGGCGUGUGUAAACAUUCUUCCGGUAUAUUUGGCCAUUAUUAAUGUCAUUUAAUCUUUUAAAACGAUAUUAUUGUUUUUUUUUUAUGAAUACAAAAUAACAAUAGAAGAACCCCCUAAAGAAUAAUUUCCAUCUGUAUAUAUAUAUAUAUAUAUAUAUAUUAUAUUGUGAAGUUACAUAGAGGAGGAACUAAAAUUUUGAAAACAUGGGUCGUCGUGGAAUGCCUGGUCGCCGAAGGCAACUAAUUCAAUUGGAUAAUGCUCCAAAAACAAGCUAUUUAACUCAAACAGGUUGUUAUCGACCUGAUGAUAUAUUUAUUGAAAGCAAAAAUGUUGUUAAAAGUAGUCUUUCACUUGUCUGUGAUUAUACUGGUUCUGACUCGGAGUCUGAGGAAGAAUCAGACAAAGGUGAAAAUGAUUCUACCUUAAACCGAAAUGGAGAUGAUGUCAAUUCUGGGAAUGACGCGAAAGAUAAUCUUCAUGCUGAAAUGCUUGGAAUAGUUGGAACCAAAGUAGAGACUCCAUCAGAUAUCUUUCGCCGGGAAUUCAAUGCUUAUCAGAAAGAAACUGCUGCACCUUCGUACAAUCGGGAGUUUAUUGCUUUCCAAAAAGAGACCUCCCCGUCUCUAAGUACUUCAAGUAAUGUGACUACAGAAAUGGUAACUACAUCGACAACACAAUCCCAGAAAGCAAAUGUCCCUCUGAAGGAAAAUUCUACCACAUCUGCGGAUUCAAAAACAGUUCCUGGCUCCACUGAAACACCAGAGAGUGUAUCAAAGAGUUCAGAUAUUGAUUCUCAAGUUGCUUCUUUCCUUGCUGAAAUUGAUGCUCUUGGAGAAGAUGCUGAAGUUAAGAAUAAAGAAACCGAUGCUGAAGAUAAGAACGUAGACCCUGUUGUUGAUUCUACCAAAGAUGACCAGUCUCUGGGAUCUGAUGCAAAGGAAGGCACCGAUGCCAGUGGAGAAGUUGUGUCCGUUGUUGCUAGUUAUAAAUCCUCGGGAGAUUCUAGUAGCGGUGAAGAAGAACCAGUUGUGUGGCCAGAAGAGCCUGUCAGUGAAUGGCAACAGUGCCAUGAUGAAAGCACUCAACACUACUAUUACUGGAAUAUCAACAGCAAUGAGGUGACUUGGGAAAUCCCUCCAGAGUUCACUCAGUACCUCCUCCUUUACAAGGAGUAUGAGUUAACUCUCAGCCGCUUAAUCAAAGAAGGCAAAACAAAACCAAAGAAGAAAAAAACCAAGUCUAAACGUGACCCGAAGAAGAAAAAUGGACAAGAUAAAUCUGAGUCCUCUGCAAUAUCGACAGAAGAAAAAACAGUAUCAGAAAGUGCAGAGUCAUCUGAGCUACAGCCUGAUAAUGUCAGUGAUAAGAAAGACAAAACCCUUUCAGAAGAAACAGAUGUCGAACCCAAGUUGGUCCAGGAGACUGCCUCCCCAGAUAUGACAGAAAACCCUCAGUGCUCGCCAGGGAAUUCAGAAAACAUCAACAACGAGGAAACUAUGGAAUCUGAUAGCAAGAUUUCUUCAGCUGUUAGCUCAUCACCAGCGGCUGAAAGUUUGGAAAUGACAACAGAUAAAUAUACAGAAGGAACUGCCUGUGCUGUUGAUGGAAAUGGUGCUCACACGACGAACAAUACCAACUGUAAUAGUAGUAACAGUAGUACUAGUAGCAGUAAUCCUGAAUCCCUAGCAUCCACCGUGAACAUAUCCGAUUUAACCAUAGAAAUGUGCAAAAAGAAAUUCAAAGCUCGAAUGCACAGAGAGGACACUACAUCCAACAAACAAGAACAGCAAGCCACAUUGGAAUUGAACCCUGAUACUAAUACUACUGUAGCUAAUAACAAAGAAGCAUCACCAGGUUCUGAUUCUGAGCAGAGCAAUAUUGAUAUUGAUGAGGUUGACCGGGAACUGGAAUUGGCGCUAGAGAGGAAAGUGAAUGAGUUGAGGCGGUUGGAAGAGGAGGAGAAACAAUGUGAGGUAUCUGAUCGGCACCACGUGAAAAGAAAACACAAGGAAUCAGACAGUGGAAGAACAGCGAGCAGGAACAGUUCUGAUGAAGAUUAUUGUAUGUCAAAACCUCCCAAGAAAAGUAAAACUCAUAAACAUGCAUCGAAAAGAACAAAAGAAAAGAAAGAAAGUUCCAGUUCUAAAAGAUCUGAAAGCAGUAAGAAGCGAUCUUCCCACAAAGAUCAUCAGUCGAAAAAAGAAUCUCGAUCAAAGUCAAGCAAAAGUUUAAAUUACAAGAGUCACUCAGAAGAAUCUUCGAAGAGUCAGGAGAGCAAUGAAAAGCUAAAGGAAACUGUGAUUUGAGGACAUAUUUCUUUG